Molecule: messenger RNA, 2319 nt
Organism: Blastomyces dermatitidis ER-3
Lineage: Eukaryota; Fungi; Ascomycota; Eurotiomycetes; Onygenales; Ajellomycetaceae
Product: ATP-dependent RNA helicase MAK5
Exons: 3
Coding region: 1-2319 (772 amino acids)
Cellular component (GO): nucleolus
Molecular function (GO): nucleic acid binding; ATP binding; RNA helicase activity
Source: RefSeq, a predicted model, not a curated record
AUGGCGAAAAAACGAGAGCGCGACACGCGAGAUCCGUCGCGGAAAUCUAAGAAACGCCAGCGAGUCGAGGUUACCGGAGCCGACGGAGAAAUCGUCGGGAUUGACCAGCUCGAUUGGAAAGAGGUCGCUUUGCCAGACAGGUUGGAGGAUGCAGAGGGAUUCUUCGGCCUGGAGGAAAUUGACGGCGUGGAUAUUGUGCGGCCAACAGGGAACGGAGAAGUCAAAUUUAAGGUUUCUAGAAAUAAAGUGAAAAAUACCGCCGCCAAAGAUAUAUCGUCGGAUACGAAGGAUGACGCUGACGAGUGGAGUGGGAUUUCCGAUGAUGAAGGGCCGAAUGACGAGGGGGUAGACGAUGUCAAGGAGAAACAGACCCAGGCUGAUAAGACUGAGAAGAGAAAGGAGAAGAAGAAGAAAAAGCAAGAGAAAGCGCAGAAUAAGAAGCCGGAGAAAUUGAAGGAAACCAAACUCCAGAAUAACAAAAAAGCCACGCCCAAAGAUGAACUACAAUCUGGGAUAUCCUUUGAAGCUUUGAAUGAAGAUGACGAAGAGGAGGUGGACGUGUCAGCCUGGGGCCCUCUGGAUAUAUCUGCUGAGAUUCAAACAAGCCUGUCGAAGCUCAAAUUCGCGAAGCCCACUCCGAUUCAGUCUGCAUGUAUACCCGCUAUCGCCGCCGGCCAUGAUGUCGUCGGUAAAGCGUCGACAGGUUCCGGUAAGACACUGGCAUUUGGUAUUCCCAUUCUGGAAUAUUACCUAGAGACUCGCCACGAUGAACCAUCACAACAGCAUAAAGAUCUAGAGUCCGUAGGGAAAGAUCCUAUUGCGCUGAUUUUAUCACCGACCAGAGAGCUCGCCCACCAACUAGCUAAACAUAUUACGGCAUUAUGCACCAAUGCCCCAAAUAUCAAUGCGAGAAUUGCUUUGUUGACUGGUGGCCUUUCCGUUCAAAAACAACAACGGCUUCUGGCUAAUGCGGAUAUCGUUGUCGGUACACCAGGCCGGCUCUGGGAUGUAAUCAGCACAGGACACGGUCUAUUGCGCAGGUUUCAAAAUAUCAAGUUUCUGGUUGUCGACGAAGCAGAUCGACUGCUCAGUGAAGGGCAUUUCAAGGAGGUUGAGGAGAUAGUGACUGCGCUUGAUCUCAAGGAGACGAAUGACGGAAUAGAAGAGCCUGCCUCCCAUUCAGAGAGCACGGAUGAUGCUUCCAAGGCUCCUAGGAGGCAGACGCUCGUUUUCUCGGCGACCUUUCAUAAGGGACUGCAACAGAAGCUGGCGGGAAAGAGCCGUUUCUUUGACGGAGAUCUGCUCGAUAACAAGCAGUCGAUGGAGUAUCUACUUAAAAAGCUCAACUUCAGCGAAGACAAACCGAAAUUUAUAGACGUGAAUCCUGUUGCUCAAAUGGCGGAGAACCUCAAGGAAGGUCUUGUGGAAUGUCCAGCUAUGGAGAAGGACUUAUAUCUCUACACUCUCAUGCUCUACCACCCGAAACACCGCACACUAGUUUUCACAAAUUCUAUCUCCGCCGUCCGCCGUCUGACCGCCUUCCUCCAAAACCUUAAUCUCCCCGCCCUCGCCCUCCACUCCUCCAUGGCCCAGAAGGCCCGUCUCCGCUCCGUCGAACGCUUCUCCUCUCCAACUGCGGAUCCAUCUUCUAUCCUUGUCGCAACCGACGUCGCCGCACGCGGCCUCGACAUCAAGGGGAUCGACCUUAUCAUUCAUUACCAUGUCCCCCGCACUGCAGAUACAUACGUGCACCGAUCCGGCCGCACAGCCCGCGCCUCCGCCUCGGGUAAAUCCAUCCUGCUCUGCGCACCCGAGGAAAUCGUCGGCGUGGCGCGCUUAGCGGCAAAAGUCCACACAUCUGCCACGUCUUCGUCUUCGUCGAAGCGGCUCCCGCUGCACUCUGUCGAUUUGGACCGGCGCGUCAUAGCCCGCGUGCGUCCCCGCGUCACCCUCUCGAAGAAAAUAACAGACCAUGCGCUUGCGAAGGAGAAGCUGUCGUCUGAAGAUGACUGGCUACGGUCCGCGGCGGAGGAUUUGGGGGUUGAUUAUGAUAGUGAGGAAUUUGCGGAGCAGGCUAAGGGGAAGGGGAGGGGAAGGGGGAGAGGCGGCGGGAGGGAGGCCAGGGAAAAGGCAGUGGGAAGUAUGACGAAGGGAGAGGUCGCGGGGCUCAAGGCUCAGCUGAGGGAAUUGUUGGGGAAGAGAAUUAAUAUGGGUGUUAGCGAGACGUAUUUGACAGCAGGUAGAGUAGAUAUUGAGGCGUUGUUGGCUGGAGGGGGAAACAAGGCGUUUCUGGGACAUGUGGGGGAGUUGGAUUUCUAG